Mycosarcoma maydis (corn smut) is the source of this 1470-nucleotide messenger RNA. RefSeq lists its product as uncharacterized. The record is from RefSeq and is a predicted model, not a curated record. Lineage: Eukaryota; Fungi; Basidiomycota; Ustilaginomycetes; Ustilaginales. The coding region runs from base 1 to 1470 and encodes 489 amino acids. The transcript is spliced from 2 exons.
AUGUCGACAGGAACGGGUAUGUCGGCGGAAGAGCUGCGCGAGGUGCGUGCGCAGUUUCCCGCACUGGUCGCUGCCGAUUCCGACGAUUCUGAGCAUGGCGGAUAUGUGUUUGCGGAGAAUGCGGGUGGCAGCCAAGUGCUGUCGUCGGUGGCGUUGUCGAUUACGUCGUACCUGCUCUCGACGAAUGUUCAGAUGGCAUCGUAUGCACUGGCUACGGCGUCGGAGCGGAAUGUGUCGCUGGGGACGUGUGCGGCAGCGGUGCUGAUAGGCGCUGAGUCGGCAGACGACGUUAUGAUCGGACAAAGUGCCACGUCUCUGGUCGCGAGCAUCGCUGCGAUGAUCGAGAACCGCGCUAAGUGGCGACCAGACCACGAAAUAGUGAUCAGCGACGCCGAUCACGAAACUAACCGCGGUGCAUGGACACGUCUCUCGCAACGGCUCGGUACGAAACUCGUCCAUUGGCCCGUCCAAUCCACGUGCAAGCAAAACCAGUAUGCGGUGACCCUCAAUCCGCUUACGCUCAAAGCUAUCGUUACGCCCAGCACCAAGUUGGUCGCGUUCACCGCGUGCUCGAACCUGCUCGGUGCGUUUACGGAUGUAGUCAAGGCGGUUGAGAUCAUUCGCUCGAUCGCGCCCGACGCGAUGAUCGUCGUCGACUGCGUAGCGUUAGCCCCACACCGUCGUGUACAGCCUGUCAAAUGGGGUGUCGAUAUCGGCUUCUUUAGCCUGUACAAGACGUACGGCGCACACGUGGGAGCCAUGUACGUCUCACCGCGCAUCAAACCGCAGCUCGCACCGCUCAACCACUUCUUCCUCCAACCCGGCACGGGCGCCGAGACGGUCAAUGGCAUGUAUCGCUACCAGACAAGUUCGGUGCAGUACGAACUGAACCACAGCAUCGCUGCCGUAGCCGACUACCUGGUAGGUUUGGGGUUGGGCAAGCUCGCCGACCGAGUCGCAGUUGAUUGGAACGCCAUGUUCGAUCGCCCUACUGCACUGCCGUACACAGUCGCUUCAUCGGCAAGUGAGACGGUGGCGAGGAAAAAGAUGAGCCGCAACGAGGUGGAAGAUGCACUCGAUUCAGCGUUCCUCAAGAUCGCGAGCCAAGAAUCGCGAUUGAUGUCGAUCCUGAUCCCGUCUUUGCUACGCUACGCUGGUCAAGGUUUGCGUAUCGUCGGGCCUGAAUGCUACACUUGCGCUACACGCGCGCCCACGGUGGCAUUUAUCAUCGUUGAUCCUUCCACCGGCCACCACCGCGUCGGAACGAGCAAGGCGAUUCACACGGCUCUGGUGCACAACUACAAGGUGGGCGCACAACAGGGCCAUAUGUACGCACACAGGUUGGUCGAGAGUUUGAACGUGCAUCUGCAGGAUGGCGUGGUGAGGCUCAGUUUCGUGCAUUACAAUACGGAGGAUGAGGUGACGAGAGUGGUGGCAUGGUUGGACGAGGUGUUGCAAAAUGUGCUGUGA